AUGAGAACAAUAAGACUUGGAAGAAUCAUCACACCAGAGAUUAAGGAAAUGAGGAACACAUAUGCAAUAAUCGUCGGUAUUAUCGACAAGACAUUUGUGCUUUUGCAGAGAAAGGACGGUGUGCGAGAGGUGUGUGCAACGAACAAACUGCAUCUUGAGGAAGAGGUGCUUGAUAUCAACGGACUCUCAGCGGAAGAGAUAGGGAAACUGAUUCCUGAUGAUAUUUGUGUUAAGGACACCACAAAUGACUUUGACAGGUUCAAGCAGAAACUCGCCAAGCGAAUCGAGGAUGAGAUACUGAGGGAGAAGGGAUUGGCAUGA
This is a messenger RNA of Ordospora colligata OC4, 321 nucleotides long. RefSeq lists its product as uncharacterized. The record is from RefSeq and is a predicted model, not a curated record. Bases 1 to 321 code for a protein of 106 amino acids. The transcript is spliced from 2 exons. Lineage: Eukaryota; Fungi; Microsporidia; Ordosporidae.